Mytilus trossulus (common blue mussel) is the source of this 1800-nucleotide messenger RNA. RefSeq names its product probable N-acetyltransferase 16. The coding region runs from base 37 to 945 and encodes 302 amino acids. The transcript is spliced from 3 exons. NCBI's taxonomy places the organism in Eukaryota, Metazoa, Mollusca, Bivalvia, Mytilida, Mytilidae. The record is from RefSeq and is a predicted model, not a curated record.
AAAAUAAAGAAAUUUGAUGCUGUCGACACCAACAGGAUGACUUUCAACAGAGUAAAGAUUGAUGAUUAUUACCAAGUGUUGUCUAUAAGAUCACCUGAAGAUGUUUAUGAGGGAUACGAUUACUUACCAGACCGCUUCCAUAAACUGAUAAGUAGUUCCUCAAUUGAAGGCUAUGCAGCCUCUAUCGACAACAAAAUGGUUGCUUUCCAACUAGUAAAUCUUUUGGAUGAUGGUCGCACGGUCUUGAAACAAGCUGGACGAGUGGAUAAGGAAUAUGAAGGAACAGGAAUAUACAACACACUUGAUUCAUUUACACAACAAAAGUAUAAUUUAUUGGGCAGACAAAGGACCUUCUCAUUUGACGCACACAACCAAACUUUGAUGAAACAUCUUUAUGCUAGAAAAAUGGAUACAGUUAUGUCAAGAGAUGUAAUAGCGUAUCAUGUGAAGUCUCACAGAGAAAUACUUAAAAACAACUCAACUGAAACAAACAACACCAUUAUAUUCCCUGUCCAUCUGAAGGAAGUCUUCAAAUCAGAGAAAACGAGUAGCGAACUUUUCCCGGAAGGUAGAAUGCUAUGUUUCUAUGUUCCAUAUAAACUAAAAGAUUCCAACAUACCACUGAUAUACUCUCAAGGAACGAAAGUUCUAGGAUCAUUUACUGAAGGCUCCCUGUUAGUGACAGCAGGGACAAGCUUCCAAUGUAACAAAGGACAUGUAUUUGUACUUGACGUAUACGGAACUUUAAACGAAACAUUUGUACAGCACAUUCUUCAACAUUUCCGACAUAUGGACCUACGAUAUUUCAAUGAGCCAAUGGAAAUCAACGUUCAUUGUAUGGAUUCUGGAAACCAGUAUAUAACUGAUGCUAUGAGCCAACUUGAUAUUCAAAAAGACGAAAGUUUCAGAGAUGUUCAUCAUGUAGCUACCGCGGAUAUGAAUUAGAAUUGUCGAAUCUAUAUAAAGCAGGAUACUAUGAGUUAUAUAUAAUUCUGACAUAUACAACAUUUGAGUAAAAGUAGUAACGAUUGAGACAGCAAUUAAAAGCGAAAAGGGGUAUAUUCUUUUUAUAAAUUUGAAAUUAAUAAGAUCGAAAUUGAUACAUGAUUGUCAAAUGAUGUAAACCAUAACCUGAAUAUCCAUCUAAACUAAUUUCAUAUUGCUAUAUCAUAAUAUAACUAUGCAUCUCCCCAAAAUGAUACUUUUGUUGAAAGAUAUGGAGAUAAUUGUAGCGAAAGAACCUUCAUGUAUUCUGGAACAUUGUUGUUGAAUUACUUGUCGUCAACUUUGAGGGAAAGAAAAAAUGUAAAUGUAAAUGUUUUAAAACAAAGAUGUCAAAAAGGACUUUUCGUAGUCAAGUUAUAAUUUCAUAUUUUUACUUUUUACAUUUUUUUUGGGUCUUAUUUGUGCUGUACACAGUGUAAUUCUAAUUCUUUCUAUGUCUACAUAUGGUAGAAAUUAGACACUCCAAAGAAUAUGGUGCUAGCUCAUUCGCCAUAAUAGAUUUAAAUCGCGGCUAAUAUUCUACCAUAUACAUGAGCAGAAAAUCUGAUAUAUAGUCGUAUCUAUUAUAAACUGUGUUAUCUUACAUGGUGAUGAAGAAGGUCAAUGGGUUAAGAAACUGCAUGCUUUCUUUAGUAUCAUUAUUUUUUGUAUUAUAAACGGUCACCAACAUCGCCUUAAUGUGAUAUUAAGAUUAGGGAGUCUAUACCGUUGGUCCCCCAAGUAUAGGCUACUCAGAGUCAAUCUUUUGUAUCUCAGUAAAAAAUGUUUUUUUAACCUUUAUUAUUUAAUAUAUUU